Messenger RNA from Bursaphelenchus okinawaensis, 2607 nucleotides. The record is from the annotation of a GenBank genome assembly. Lineage: Eukaryota; Metazoa; Nematoda; Chromadorea; Rhabditida; Aphelenchoididae.
AUGGGCAAGGUGUUGUAAGUUUUUUACUAUGUUAUACUUGGGAGACAUAAAGAUUCAAUUUUUUUUUACUUCUUUGCUUUUAAAUUAUUUUGGGAUGUUCAAUUAAUUCUGAGCCUUCUUUUAAAACGAAUUUUCGGGGUCAGAGGCACAGAAUUAUUUAAAUAACCUAAAGUUUUAAAAAUAAAUUUUCAAAUUUAAUUUUAAACAAAAACCACUUUCAGCAUCCUCAUAGUAUUCAUAGUAACAUGCACAACAAUAGUCUCAGCAUGUUGUUGUUGUGAUUGUUGUUGCUGCGAUUGUUGCUGUUGUUGCCCGUGCUGUUGUUGUUGCUGUUGUAAGAAGAAGAGUAGUUGUCCUCCUGGUCUAAUAUUGAACUCAACCAGAGCACGACGUAAUGUGAAACUACUACGACCUCAAACUUUGGAUGAACUUGAAGCUAACCGUGCCCGAAUUAUUGCUGAAAGGAAAGCCCGUUCACAUGGUCAAGGUUGUGGUAGCAGCUGUGGUGGAAAAUGUGAAGGAGGGUGUGGUGGUACUGGUGGUUGUGUUGCUGGUACUGGCGGAUGUAUUGCUGGUAGUACUGAUGGAUGUACUGGCUGCACAAUGCAAAAACGUGAUGCAGAAUGUAAGAAGUGUGAGAACGCUGAACGUGAAAAGCUACAGAGCUCAAGCUCAGAACAACUUAAUUCACCGUCAAACUCAUCAUCUCUAGUACGAAGAGAGUGCAAUUGCAAAAAUGGUUGUACUCGACCAGCGCGAGUCAAGUUCCAUCAACUUAAGCCCACAUUACCAUCAAACUCAUCAAACCAAGAAGAAUUCAAAUGGAAAUCCAUCAACCAGAUACGACAAGAUGAAUAUAAAGAACGACUUCGACUGGUCGCUGAAGAACAGAACGCCAGAGAAGAAGCGGAACGGAACGGCGUGUCUCCAACUCCAAAACCAAAGGCUACAACAACUACUACUAGCACAACAACCGCAAUACCAACAUCAUCCACGUUUUGGCCUCCAAAUGUUCAAGUUAAAGAGGUUGGCGACAUAUCAUACGAACCGUGGAGUGAAGAAGAUGACGGUAAAAGUCACAGAAGGCCAAAGAACGGAAAACCAAAGAAAAUAAGAAGACCGAUCAACAAGAAUCAACUUAACAUACCAUCGGAUGGCAAGACCAAAGAGAUCAAAGGCACCGUACGAUGGCCUCAAAGACUACCGAUCAGAGAUGAGGAUGGUAAAGAGAAUGGUAGGAUGCAUAAACAAGGACGAAUUCAGACCGGAAAUGAAGUUAGAACGAAAGGACAUUCUGUGCAAAGGAGAGAUGGUAAGUUGUAAUAAUAUAAUAAGUAAAAAUUAUAAUAAGGAAAGAUUAACAAGGAAUGUAGUCGACGUAGAACUAUCAGUUUCUCUUCAAAUGUUUCCUAUAAUAAGGUCAAGUAAAUUAAAAUAAAUGUAUGAUUUUAUGCAAUAUAUUAGAGCGCGGUUUGUAGCCAAUUUUGAGUGAGAUCUAAAAAUUACGUUUUAAAUUCCUUCAAAAUUGGCAUUGUGUUUCAAGCUUAAAACUUUGGCUUUAUUUGAUUUUCACUUAUUUUUCUUAGAUAUACUAGUAGAAACCUCUUAAAUGAACUUACAUUUUUAAAUUUAUAAGCCUAUCUUAUCUAGAAAAUCGAAAAACGUGCUUGCAACACAAUGCCAAAAUUGUCAAAAUGCCAGGAAAUUUAAGGAACUGUGACUCGUAAAACACAAAAUUCUUAGCUAUGAUAACUUUUUAUACGUACAAUUGGUACUACAACCAACAUUUAAACCAUUUCACACAAUUUUGACCGUUCCACGUCGAAGCCUUUUCUUGUAUGAUACUGUAAAUUUAAUAUUAUUAAUCAUGCUCAAAAAUACGAAAAUUAAACAGUGUGCUACACUUUUAGUUGCUUCUCCCUUCUGUCCUUUCCUAGUUUAUGUUAAAGCUAACCCUGUUCCCAUUUAGAACCCUCACUUAUUGGUAAGAUUGAUAUAAACAAUGAUACCACAGUAAAUGAAAGUGUGUUUCAACGAUUUAAACGACAAGUGGCACAACUUGCGUUGAAUACAAUGUCACAUUCCAUGAACAAAUUUGCUCAGGAAUUCUUUGACGAUGAAGAUUACGGUGUUCAACGUGCUCACAUUAAUUCUCAAUAUAUUGGGCCUAACAGUCAGUAUACUGUACCUAAUAAUCAACAAAUAUCUAAGCAGUAUCAAGCCGUUCCGGUACACAAUUUGCGAUUUGAAGCUACAGUAGUUGCAACUAAAGGAAGAAAUAGUACGGAUGAACAAGUAGUACCAGAAGAGUCAAAAAUAGUACCAGGAGAGAAGCAAGCAGUACCAGAAGAUAAAACAGCAAUACCAGAAGUAAAGACAGAUGAAGAUACUACUAACUUAACUACUAUUUUAAGAAAUGAGCUGACUACAGUAAGCUCAGUAACUACUCCUACAAGUCAAGAAGCUACAACGACAAGUAGUUCUGUUAUAACAGGCGAUAGUACUACUAUGAUACCAGAAGAUAUUAAUGGCACAAUUAGUACUGAUGAGUUUGCGUUGCCUCAAGUAUCAACAAACCUAGAAUCUCAAGUACCAACGAGCUUAUAA